Messenger RNA from Scheffersomyces coipomensis, 297 nucleotides. It is a transcript of the gene ELC1, whose product is annotated as elongin C. Gene Ontology annotation, molecular function: protein-macromolecule adaptor activity. The transcript has a single exon. The record is from RefSeq and is a predicted model, not a curated record. Bases 1 to 297 code for a protein of 98 amino acids. Gene Ontology annotation, biological process: ubiquitin-dependent protein catabolic process. Lineage: Eukaryota; Fungi; Ascomycota; Pichiomycetes; Serinales; Debaryomycetaceae. Gene Ontology annotation, cellular component: elongin complex.
AUGGAUUCAGAAGUUGAAUAUGUCACUUUGGUGUCAGCUGAUAAUCAUAAAUUUAUCAUUUUAAAAGAAGUAGCACUGAUUUCUUCAAUGUUGAAGAGUAGUCAAGGUUUUCAAGAAGGUGAAACUGGGAAAAUCCUGUUAGAUAUGGAUGGUGAUAUUUUAGAAUGUAUAGUAGAAUAUCUUUAUUAUCAUUAUAAAUAUAAGGAGCAAGCUGAGACUGGUGAUAUCCCUCAAUUCAAUAUUCCAACUCAUUUGGCUUUAGAGUUACUUGUGAAAGCUGAUUUCUUAGAUAUUUAA